This is a messenger RNA of Amblyraja radiata (thorny skate), 4147 nucleotides long. It is a transcript of the gene nek7, whose product is annotated as NIMA-related kinase 7. Bases 345 to 1238 code for a protein of 297 amino acids. The transcript has 11 exons. Gene Ontology annotation, biological process: peptidyl-serine phosphorylation. The record is from RefSeq and is a predicted model, not a curated record. Lineage: Eukaryota; Metazoa; Chordata; Chondrichthyes; Rajiformes; Rajidae. Gene Ontology annotation, molecular function: ATP binding; protein serine/threonine kinase activity.
AACGGGGGGGAUGCUGGGAGCCCCGGGUGGCGGCGCGGACGCGUGAUUCCCGCGGCGCUGACAAUCAGCGGGGACGCGCGCGGCCGGCGGGCACGAGCACGAGCACCGGCCUCCCUCCCUCCCUCCGUUGAACGCAGCGCAGCGACUCACCGCGGGGAGGACAGCGAGCCCACGGCGGCCGCACCGCCCGGCCCCGGCCUCCUGCAGAAUGCUGGUCUUCAAUCAAGACGAUAGGUAAAGUGAGGAAACAAACGUGUCUGGUGGAAAGUUUCAACACCGUGGACCCGUCAUCCGGUGUGGUGUUAGAAAAGGUAACGGUAAAAGGAUCCGAUUUCUCUUGCAUUAUGGAUGAGCAACCACAACAGUUUGCUGGAUUUCAGUCACAGAAACCUCUGCGUCCUGAUUUGGGCCUCAAUACACUGGGAAAUUUCCAAAUAGUGAAAAAGAUUGGCCGAGGACAAUUUAGUGAAGUCUAUCGAGCAUCCUGCCUACUAGAUGGGAUGCCUGUAGCUCUGAAGAAAGUGCAGAUAUUUGAAAUGAUGGAUGCCAAAGCUCGUCAAGACUGCAUAAAAGAAAUAGAUCUCCUAAAGCAAUUAAACCAUCCAAAUGUAAUAAAAUAUCUUGCUUCAUUCAUUGAAGAUAAUGAGCUAAAUAUUGUACUGGAACUGGCAGAUGCUGGAGACCUUUCUAGAAUGAUUAAGCAUUUUAAGAAACAAAAGCGGCUGAUUCCAGAAAGAACAAUAUGGAAAUACUUUGUUCAACUUUGCAGUGCCUUGGAACACAUGCAUUCUCGGCGUGUCAUGCACAGAGAUAUAAAACCAGCUAAUGUGUUCAUUACAGCAACAGGAGUAGUAAAGCUGGGAGACCUCGGCUUGGGCAGGUUUUUUAGUUCGAAAACUACAGCAGCACAUUCUUUAGUGGGUACGCCAUAUUACAUGUCCCCAGAGAGAAUACAUGAAAAUGGAUACAACUUCAAAUCUGACAUCUGGUCAUUAGGUUGUCUGUUAUACGAGAUGGCUGCUCUCCAAAGUCCAUUCUACGGUGAUAAGAUGAACCUAUAUUCUCUCUGUAAAAAGAUCGAACAGUGUGAUUAUCCUCCUCUUCCUUCUGACCAUUACUCAGAAGAGCUUCGCCAAUUAGUAAAUAUCUGCAUUAACCCGGAUCCAGAGAAGAGACCAGAUAUUGCCUAUGUUUAUGAGGUUGCAAAGCGUAUGCAUGCACUUUCUUCAGGAAGCUAAAGCAAAUUAUGCAUUGUGAAGAUGGAAAAGCACAAGAUAUGAACAUACCAUUUCACUGUUUCUGUAUUCUAUCGUUAGUCUAUUAUUCUACGUCUAAGGAUGGUUGUACAGAAUUCAGUAGUUCAGUGGAAUGAAAGUUAUACAGGUCCAUAUGAAUUCUUAAUGACAUGGUUCUGUUUGCUGAACUGCAUUUAUUUUAAUGAUUACAUCCUCUCAGUGGCUUCAGUGUUUUAAUUUGUACACUGUUUCCAUUUCCGCACUUGAUAUUUUGAAAAUAAAAUUGGUGUGCCUACAGAUUUAUUUUACAAUUACAAGCAAACCUGUUUUCUGUAGGCCUGUGGACCAGGCUUUAUUGUGCCUUGUUAGAUAAACCCCUGCUCUUAUUUAUAGCAUUUACCACAUGCUGCAGCCCUUGCGAUAUCUUCUGUUGACCCUUAGAUACACGGUGGCAUUGUAUGAAUUUGCAGCAAGUUUUGGUAUGUUAUGCAAAUCAACAUUUGGUUUGUAUGGACCAAAUUCUCAAUUGCUUCAAUGUUCCAUGUAAGUCACAUAAAUGCUAACCAAAACACUAUUAAAUGUUCAUUGACAUUUAUGGUUUCUAAAAGGUGCCUUCGUUUUUUUAGUUUUAUUAAAGAAAACCUGCAGAUUGAUGCAGUAAUGCGAAUUGCCCAUUGAUGUUAAACUACCAAUAAGAACAAAUAUUGUUCAGUUACAGCUAUCCGAGGUUUGCAGAAAAUCGUAUAAAUUGAUACCUUGAGGUUUGGCCACUUUUGUUUUAAGUUGUGAUUGAGCCUAUUUUGUCUCCUCCUGAUUUGCCAGAUCCUGUAUACAAGACCUGCUUAUAACACUCGACCACUGAAGCUCAAUACCAUUUUGCCAUUAGGUGUACAAGAAUGGCUGGGCAAUGAUAUUAUCCCUUUUUGUUCUUCUCAGAGAAAUCCAGUUGAAAUUUGUAACUGAGAAGGGGAAUUCAACUUUCCUCUUGCGAUCAGUGUCUACCAUCAUAUUAUUUUUCUGUAUUUACACAUUUUUAAAAAGGUUUUUAGUUUCACUGCGCCCCAAUCAUUUGAAUUUUAAACAUCUACUUUCAAUUUAUACUUGGAUAAAUCCUACAGGGUUAGACAUUGUAAUAAAUUAAUUUAUUAAUAUGGUACCAAGUGAAUGUGAAAAAUAUAAUUGAAUGGGACAAUCGAUGAAGAACAGGAACAGUGUCAUAGACAAAAACUGAACGAUUUCUUUUGAGAAUGCAGAACAUCUUAUAGCUAAAGUGACAUCUGUCAGUUAGCAAGGCUUUCUUGGAAACUCAUUACACAAACCUUAUAAGGUAUACAGAAGGAUACAAAGUGCUGGAGUAACACAGUGGGGCAGGCAACAUCUCUGGAGAACAUGGAUAGGCAAAGUUUCAGGUUGACCAGAAAUGUCACCAAUGUGCGUUCUCCAGAGCUGCUGCCUGACUUGCUGAGUUACUCCAGCACAUUGUGUCUUUAUGUGUAUUAACCAGCAUCUGCAGUUCUUUGUUUCUCCAUCUUAUAUGGUAUGAUGCUUAAUUGUGCCGACCAAAUAAUCGCAGUUAAGUUAAAUUACGGGGAUGAUACAACUGUCCGUGGUUUCUUCGAAUUGGGAAGAGAAAAUAACUUGAGAGUUCCGAUCUAGAUUGCUAUCCAUGUCCACAAUUGCAAUAAUCCCAGCCGAAGAUACGGUCUGAACUCGCUGAUAAAAGUUAGCUGCUUAGCCUAAAUUGAAUGGAACGUGUGGAACACUACUCGACACAUUUGCCUCUUUUAGGACACAAGGCAAAAAAAAAGCAUUGGAGAAUUUGAGAGGAUAAGAAAGAAAAAUUGUCCCUUGAGAACUUAAAACACAUUUUCUUCAGUAUUUUCAGAUUAUUUUGCCUAUAACGGUGUUACUAUAUGUGGAGUGUGGUUUAAUAUAUAUAUACUGCUUUAAAUUACAAUUAAUGGCCAUCCAUAAGUGCCAUCAAGCAUAAUUAAUGAGUAGUAAGGAAUAAAUUAACUUGGGAUUUCACCCCCAUUUUAAAAUUGGUUGUAAUUUAAUUUCCAGAUUUUGGACAAAAAAGUAAGUUCUUUGAUUAAUAAAUGAUAUUGUGAUUAAUUUGAAGAGUCAGGUAUUGAUUGGAACAAAUUACUAGUUUACAACAGGUUAAUUCUUUUUUUUUCCUAAGACAUUUUACAUGUUUUGAAGCAAAAUAAUUUAGUUUUUGUUGAUCAUUUCCAGCCUAAAGGAAGCUUUUGUGAUGGAUAGUAUGAGAUGAUAUGCAAACAGUAGAACAUGGUACUGAGUUCGAUUUUAAAAAUAGAUGAAAUUCUUCUUCCUCUGUAGUUUAGGUACCAAUUUAAUCGACACAGUUUAUCAUAAAACAUCCACCUUGAAAAUUCUUUGCUAAAAUACUGUGCUGAUGUGGACUUCUUGUGCGAGUUAUUGUUUGGAUUUACAAAUGUAAUUUUUGCAAAUUAUAUGCUGCUUUUGGGGAAAAAAAGACAUUUUAAAUUGAGUCUGUUCUAUUUUUCAAUAUGAAUGAUAUUGUUAAUAGAGCCAGGUUCAAAUUGUUUCUAGAUUUGAAUAUUCUUGGGCAAGAAUUUUUGUAGGGCAAACCAGAGUAUGUUAUAAUGUGCCUUAUGUUUUACAGGAAUGUUAAAGUGCUUGUACCUGAUUGUCGUUAAAUGCAUGUUGAUAAAGAAUAUGCCAUUAAAGAUUCCACUGCAGAAAUUGUUAUGGCCUUCCAAUACAUUAACAAGAAAAAUACAUCUUUUGCUAAAGAGCUUGUAUAAUCUGUCAACUGGAAAUGGUAUCACUUUGUUACAAAUCCACAAGUUAGAUUUGAGGAUGGAUUUUGCUUUUCUAAAUGGAAAUGAAUAUGCUGCCUGUCCAUAAUAAAUUUACAGAUAAUU